GAUACUGUAGUGUCCCUCCAUUCCCAUACUCCCCGCCGCCGCCGCCAAAACCCUAAAAUCCGCACCCUCCAAUGGCGGCGAGCAGCGCCGACCUCGCCGACGACGGCUUCCCGGCGCCGCGCCUCUUCUCGCAGGGCCUCUCCUACACCUAUGACGACGUCAUCUUCCUCCCGGGCUACAUCGGCUUCCCAGCCGACGCCGUCGACCUCUCCACCCGCCUCUCCCGCCGCGUCCCCCUCUCCAUCCCCUGCGUUGCCUCCCCCAUGGACACCGUCUCCGAGGCCGCCAUGGCCGCGGCCAUGGCCUCGCUCGGCGCCGCCGCCGUCGUGCACUGCAACACCGAGCCCCACGCUCAGGCCUCCAUCGUCCGCGCCGCCAAGUCCCGCCGCCUCCCGUUCGUGUCCUCCGUGCCCUUCUUCUCACCGUCCUCCGCCCCGACGCUCAACGAUUUCGCUGGCAAUGAAUACGCCCUCGUCACCGAGCGCGGGGAUUCGCUCUCCAGGCUUGUCGGCGUCGCUGUUGCGACCGAUGCCGCCUCCCGCGAGGCCCCUGUCCCUGUCUCCGAGUACUUGCGCGCCGCCCCGCGCUCGGCUUCUGCCUCCUUCGAUUUCGAGCAAGCGGCCUCUUUCCUCGCCGACGAGGGUUUGGACUACGCCCCUCUCGUAUCCGAGGACGGUGAGGUCAUCGACCUCAUCACCGCCAAAGACGUGGAGCGUAUCCGGAGCUAUCCGAAGCUAGGCAAGCCGUCUCUCGGAGCGGAUGGGAAGUUCGUAGUUGCCGCCUCCAUUGGGACCCGUGAGGAUGACAAGAGAAGGCUGGAGCAGCUAGUUAAGGCGGGGGCAAAUGCCAUCGUGAUUGAUAGCUCGCAAGGGAACUCCAUCUACCAGCUUGAUAUGAUCAAGCAUGCAAAGAAGAUGUAUCCUGAGGUGGAUUUGAUCGGAGGCAAUGUGGUGACAAUUGCGCAAGCGCAGAAUUUGGUCCAAGCUGGGGCAGAUGGGUUGCGUGUUGGAAUGGGCUCUGGCUCAAUUUGUACUACCCAGGAGGUUUGUGCUGUAGGCAGAGGACAGGCUACUGCGGUGUAUAAGGUUUCAUCUUAUGCCAAGGAUCACAACGUACCAGUUAUUGCCGACGGGGGAAUUUCAAAUUCUGGACAUAUUGUGAAAGCUCUGUCGCUGGGGGCGUCCACUGUUAUGAUGGGCAGCUUUUUAGCUGGCAGUCAUGAAGCUCCUGGUACUUAUGAGUACAAGGAUGGCUGUCGAGUAAAAAAAUACAGAGGCAUGGGCUCUCUUGAAGCCAUGACAAAGGGGAGUGAUGCAAGGUACCUUGGUGAUACUCUCAAGCUCAAAGUUGCGCAGGGAGUUGUUGGAGCAGUAGCUGACAAAGGUUCUGUGCUGAGAUUCAUUCCUUAUACAAUGCAAGCAGUUAAGCAAGGAUUCCAAGAUCUGGGUGCAUCCUCGCUGCAGUCGGCUCAUGAUCUUUUGCGAUCAGAGACUCUUAGAUUAGAGGUGAGGACUGGCGCCGCCCAGGUUGAAGGAGGAAUCCAUGGGCUAGUCUCGUACGAGAAGAAGGCAUUCUAGUUCCAUGAUCAAUCAAGGAAGGACCGGGGCAGAGUGGUUAGCUGCAUGAUACUAUGGAAGGUGAAGACAGAUGUUUAUUAUGCCACCUAGCAAUUUUCAAGCUCAGCAGCUUGCCAGCUAAUGCUCUCGAGUUGCAGUUUGCAAGCUGGGCAGCUAGUGUACCAUCUAUCUAGCGUAAUAAUGCUUUAGCAUUGAAUGGUCGUAUGAACCGUUAACACCCCCACAAAAUUUUGUUAAGAGGAAGACUCAUAUUUCCAUGAUCGAAUCUUCUGAUC
Messenger RNA from Phragmites australis (common reed), 1852 nucleotides. Its product is annotated as inosine-5'-monophosphate dehydrogenase-like. Bases 72 to 1577 code for a protein of 501 amino acids. Gene Ontology annotation, molecular function: IMP dehydrogenase activity. Gene Ontology annotation, cellular component: cytoplasm. The record is from RefSeq and is a predicted model, not a curated record. The transcript is spliced from 4 exons. Gene Ontology annotation, biological process: GTP biosynthetic process. Lineage: Eukaryota; Viridiplantae; Streptophyta; Magnoliopsida; Poales; Poaceae.